AUGGAUGAUCAUCACACUCUUAAUAACGAGUGGACCAUGAAGAUGAAUCAGCAUGAUACCCGAGAUAAGGAGAUGAACGGAUCCAAAUCUGCAUCUUUCACACACUUUGAACUGCAUGAUACCCGAGAUAAGGAGAUGAACGGAUCCAAAUCUGCAUCUUUCACACACUUUGAACUGGUGGGUUUUCCAGGUCUCAUGGACUACAAGAUGGUUCUCUUUGUUGGAUUCCUCAUACUCCUGUUAAUUACCAUCACCGCUAAUCUCCUUAUUCUCUUUCUAGUUUCAAUGGACCACAGGCUUCACACACCUAUGUACUUUUUCCUUUGUAAUUUAUCCCUUUUAGACAUGUUAAUGGCAAUAUCGAUCAUUCCCAAACUUCUGGCAGUUCUUUCUGGGUAUGACAAUACUAUUUCUAUUGCUACUUGCUUUGGACAAAUGUAUUUCAUAAUGUCUAUUGGUUCAGCAGAAAACUGCUUGGUGGCAGCAAUGGCAUAUGACAGAUACAUCGCAGUGGUUAAGCCGUUACAUUAUAAUGUGAUAAUAAAUCUGAAGAAAUGUGUGGUUAUAACGGCCAUCGUGUGGAUACUUGGGUUUAUAAUUCCGGCUCCUUCUGUUUUCUUAGCUUUUGGGCUGCCCUAUUGUGCUGCAUAUAAAAUCAUGCACUGUUUCUGUGACUACCCAGCUGUACUUUCCCUGGCUUGUGCUGACAUUAGUGUCCAUGCCAAUGGCACAUUUGGCGCUGCACUGUUUGUCAAUUAUGUACCCUUGCUUUUUGUUCUGUGGACGUAUGUCAGAAUUAUACUGUCUGUUCUAAAACUGAAAUCAACGGCAAGUCUAGCAAAAGCUUUUUCAAUGUGCUCUUCACAUAUGACCGUGGUGCUGAUGUAUUACGUGUCUGCUUCUGUUGUGUAUGCAGGAUUGAAAACCGACGGACUCUCACCCGACGGGCGCAUUUUUAUUGGAGGCUUGAAUUACUUUUUAAUGCCAAUGGUGAACCCUAUGAUUUACAGCUUAAGAAAUGAAAAGAUGAAGGAUGCAACAAAAAAAUACAUUCAGUUUAAAGCUCUUUUUCCACACAAUACCAAAACGUCCAUUAGCACUGUGGAAGGAGACUUACCAAAAAGUUAAGUGAUAUUUUCUUCUUCCUAAUAAAUCUUUUGCUUCACAGAUUGUAAAACAUUUGCUGCUUACACUCUACGUUUGAUUUCCUUUUGAAUGUUCAGGAAAAGAAAGUAUAAAGCAGAAACCCUAAUUUCCUUCAAAAAUGAUAUGAAUGAAGUUUGUAUAUUUAGAAAUUAGUAUAACCAAAUGAGGACCUGAGAUAAUAAAGUCAAGACAGCUAAGGUGUAAGUAUGAGAU
Messenger RNA from Erpetoichthys calabaricus (reedfish), 1359 nucleotides. Its product is annotated as olfactory receptor 10A6-like. NCBI's taxonomy places the organism in Eukaryota, Metazoa, Chordata, Cladistia, Polypteriformes, Polypteridae. Gene Ontology annotation, molecular function: olfactory receptor activity; G protein-coupled receptor activity. The transcript has 3 exons. The coding region runs from base 1 to 1128 and encodes 375 amino acids. The record is from RefSeq and is a predicted model, not a curated record. Gene Ontology annotation, biological process: G protein-coupled receptor signaling pathway. Gene Ontology annotation, cellular component: membrane.